Molecule: messenger RNA, 689 nt
Organism: Spizellomyces punctatus DAOM BR117
Lineage: Eukaryota; Fungi; Chytridiomycota; Chytridiomycetes; Spizellomycetales; Spizellomycetaceae
Exons: 3
Coding region: 84-626 (180 amino acids)
Biological process (GO): cell redox homeostasis; cellular response to oxidative stress
Cellular component (GO): cytoplasm
Molecular function (GO): thioredoxin peroxidase activity
Source: RefSeq, a predicted model, not a curated record
CACUGCCCAGUCUUUACCUGGUCCCAAUUUCAUCAACUUUCAUUACCGUUUACCAACAGUUUAGCUCUUAUCAAACGAGUAUCAUGCCGGCUCCUAUCCAGCCAGCUGCUGCAACACGCACCGAGACGACAUCUCAACAAUCGACAUCCCAGUCCCUCUAUGAAGGUGGUACGAUACCCGAUUUGGUAUUGAAGGAUGAACGGGACGAGAAUGUUGCAUUGAGACAGGUUGUAGAAAAGCGUGGGGCGGUGUUUUUCUUUUUCUCAAAAGCAGACACACCCGGGUGCCUGAAGCAAGCAACUGUAUUUCAAGAGACGUGGAAAACUUUCAACUCGGCGGAUUAUCAAGUGUUUGGCGUAAGUGGAGAUACUCCCACCGUUCACUCCAGGUGGAAACACCAACAAGGAUUCAUAUUCAACCUGCUUACGGAUGCAGGCUUUCGAUUCGCAGGAGCAUUGGGUCUGGCUACAACCGACGAGAAGGGCAACAAAAUUGGGAUCAAGAGAUCCCAUGUCGUGGUAGAGCCAGGUGGUAAAAUUAAGGAUUUGAAGAUGGAUGUAAAGCCAGAAGAGUCAGCACAAUUAGCUUUGGGGGUGGUAAUCAAGAAGAUUGAGAGGGUGAUUUAGACCAGGUUAUAUGCAGCCAAAUGUACAGUGUCCAAACAGAAAUCCAAUUAGUUCUCAGACUCG